Molecule: messenger RNA, 1662 nt
Organism: Geodia barretti
Lineage: Eukaryota; Metazoa; Porifera; Demospongiae; Tetractinellida; Geodiidae
Source: the annotation of a GenBank genome assembly
AUGACCAAAGUACUGAUUACCGAUAAUGUGGCCGCCGAAGGCAUUGACCUGCUGAAAAAGCACGUCCCGGUGGAUGUCAAGCGCGGCCUCUCCCCCGACGAACUCAUCGCGACCAUCCCCGGGUACGAUGCCCUAGUGGUGCGCAGCGAGACCAAGGUAACCGAACCGGUGAUCGCAGCCGGCGGGGACCUCAAGGUCAUCGCCCGCGCCGGCAUCGGCGUCGACAACAUCGACCUGGACGCGGCGACCCGCGCCGGCGUCGCGGUGGUCAACGCCCCGAUCGGAAACACCGUAGCCGCCGCCGAGCACACCGUAGCCCUGAUGCUGGCCCUCGCGCGGAACGUGCCGCAGGCUUAUGCAUCCAUGAAGGACGGCCAGUGGCAGCGCUCCGCCUUCAUGGGUAUCGAGGUGCGCAACAAGACGUUGGGCAUCGUCGGCCUGGGCCGCGUCGGCUCCGAAGUGGCCCGCCGCGCCGCCAGCUUCGGCAUGCGCCUGAUCGCCUACGAUCCCUUCGUCGCCCCCGAUUUCGCGGCCCGGAUGGGUGUGACGGUCGUGUCCCUCGACGAGUUGCUGGCACAGGCUGAUUUCAUCACCCUGCACACUCCGCUGACUGCCGGCACGACCAGGCUGAUUUCCGCGCCUCAAUUGGCGCAGAUGAAGCCCGGCGCGCGCCUGAUAAACGUUGCCCGCGGCGAGCUGGUGGACGAUGACGCGCUGCUGGACGCGCUGGAAAGCGAACACCUGGCCGGCGCCGCCCUGGACGUUUUCACCAACGAACCUCCCGGCGACCUGCCCCUGCUGAAACACCCCAAUCUCGUCGCCACGCCGCACCUGGGAGCGUCAACUCAGGAGGCCCAGCGCGAGGUUGCCAUUGAGGCCGCCGAGCAGGUGCUGGCCGUGCUGGAAGGCAAGCCGGCGCGCAACACCGUCAACGCACCCUUCGUACCUCCCGAAGUCCACGCGAUCCUGGCCCCUUACGUUCCCGUCGCGUCUAUGGUGGGCCGCCUGCUCACCAGCAUGGCGCGAGGGCAGUUCAUCGGCAUCACCAUCCGGUACCAGGGCGAGAUUGCCGAGCACAGUACCGCCAUCCUGAAAGCUGCGGCGCUGGUCGGCCUGCUGGGGCAGGUCAGCGGCGAGGCGGUCAACAUGAUCAACGCUCCCGUGCUGGCGCAACAGCGCGGGUUGCAGAUCACCGAGCAGACCUCCGGUGACAGCCGGGAGUACGCGAGCCUCAUCACCGCGACGCUGCACACCACCGGCGACGACAUCACCAUCGCCGGCACCUCCCUGCGCGACGAGCCGCACCUGGUGCGCGUGAACGAAUACUGGAUGGACGUUGCGCCAUCGGCGUCCUACCUGAUGUUCGUUGACAACCAGGACCAGCCCGGCGUCGUCGGCGCGGUGGGAACCGUGGCCGGCCGGCACAACGUCAACAUCAGCUUCAUGGAAUUUAGGUGUAUGGCACGCACCAACGUGAAUAUCGACGAUGCAGCAUGCGCCGAGGUCAUGCGGCGUUAUCGGCUUGCCACCAAGCGCGACGCGAUCAACUUCGCCUUGCGGACGUUGGCGGCUAAACCUGCCUCCGUUGAUGAAGCCCGCUCCUUUCGGGGGAUCGGAUGGGAGGGUGACCUCGACGCAAUGCGUUCCUACCGCGCCCCGUGA